AUGGAUUCGAGGCAGUUCCGUCAAGCCGCUCAUGCUGCGGUGGAUGAAAUCAUUGGUUACUAUGAGAACAUCCAAGACCGGAGAACGCUGUCGAAUGUCGAACCAGGAUAUCUUCAGAAACUUCUUCCUACAAGCCCACCACAGACGGGUGAGCCAUGGGAGUCCAUACAAAAGGAUAUUGAGGGGAAGAUCAUGCCAGGUUUAACCCAUUGGCAAUCACCCAACUUUAUGGCUUUCUUUCCCGCCAAUGCUACUUAUCCGAGCAUGCUCGGGGAGCUAUACUCCGCAGCCUUUACCGCUCCAGCGUUCAAUUGGCUUUGUUCACCCGCCGUGACGGAGCUAGAGACUAUAGUUCUCGAUUGGCUUGCACAGGCCCUCGCACUCCCAUCCUGUUACCUGUCUUCUAGCGAGGGCGGGGGAGUCAUCCAAGGCUCUGCGUCCGAGGCUAUCGUGACGGUGAUGGUUGCUGCUAGAGACCGAUAUCUGCACGAAAAAACCAAACAUCUAACAGGAGGCGAAAAAGACCAAAAGAUAUGUGAACUUCGAGGCAAGCUGGUGGCGCUGGGGAGUGAGAUGAGCCAUAGCAGUACCCAGAAGGCAGCUAUGAUCGCCGGAGUUCGGUAUCGAUCUAUCCCUACCUCCAUUGCAAGCGACUUUAGCAUGACCGGCGAUGGUUUAAAUCGAAUACUAGAGCAGUGUCGACGGGAGGGACUGGAGCCCUUCUAUUUGACGGCAACCAUGGGAACGACAUCUACCUGCGCGGUGGACCGGUUCGACGAGAUUGCUGAUGCUCUUCGAGAUUCACCGCUUGUCUGGGUCCACGUGGAUGCUGCUUAUGCUGGGUCUGCAUUGGUCUGCGAAGAAUAUCAGCACCAUGCGAAACAUUUUGAAGCGUUCAAUAGCUUCAACAUGAACAUGCACAAGUGGCUGUUGACGAACUUUGAUGCUAGCUGUCUGUUCGUUAAGCGCCGUCGCGAUCUUAUCGAUGCUCUUUCCAUUACCCCGUCAUAUCUCCGUAAUGGCUACUCUGACUCUGGAUUGGUCACUGACUACCGUGAUUGGCAAAUUCCUCUGGGAAGACGUUUCCGCUCGCUGAAGAUAUGGUUCGUCAUGCGCACAUAUGGCAUUGAGGGAUUCAAGGCCCACAUUCGCCACCAUGUCAAGCUCAAUGACCUCUUCCAUAGCUUGAUCCUAUCAAGGCCGGACCUAUUCAGGAUCUUGACUCCGCCAGCAUUUGCGUUGACCGUAUUGAGUGUUGCCUUGUCUAAUGACUUUGUGCCUGAUGCCUCCAACCAGGCUAUCCUGGAGGCCAAUUCAGUGACGCGGGACGUCUACGAGCUUAUCAACAGUCGCGGCGAGAUCUUUCUGACUAGUUCCAUGAUUGGCGGUAUCUACUCAAUCCGAGUUGUUAAUGGCAGUCCUCAAGCACAAGAAUCGCAUGUGCACAAGGCUUUUGAUAUAUUGGUGCGGACCACCGAGGAAGUAUUAUCAUCGCGGUAAUUUUUUUUGACGAAUACACCUGCAACAUAACGAAGAUGGCGACGCUUGAUCAUUUCCGCUUCGAUACCUAUAGAAGUAUAGAACGAUGGGCUCAGAGCCAUCCUCAGCAAAGUCGUUUGUUCGGUUUCUUUGCCACGUCAAGCCAGGUGGAUGUGUUGAAACUUAGACGGGAAUGGUUAUAUAUAAGAAAAUCACUCCUCAGUGUAUAUAAUGUAUCAUAAAAGACAAUCUCUUCUACUAGGCCCCUUUGCGCUCCCUUCCAUGGUCAACAUGCAUGCUAUUUCCUGUCACUGAA
Molecule: messenger RNA, 1795 nt
Organism: Xylona heveae TC161
Lineage: Eukaryota; Fungi; Ascomycota; Xylonomycetes; Xylonales; Xylonaceae
Product: PLP-dependent transferase
Exons: 5
Coding region: 1-1500 (499 amino acids)
Biological process (GO): amino acid metabolic process
Molecular function (GO): pyridoxal phosphate binding; carboxy-lyase activity
Source: RefSeq, a predicted model, not a curated record